Pecten maximus is the source of this 1131-nucleotide messenger RNA. Its product is annotated as transmembrane protein 26-like. NCBI's taxonomy places the organism in Eukaryota, Metazoa, Mollusca, Bivalvia, Pectinida, Pectinidae. The transcript has 3 exons. The coding region runs from base 1 to 1131 and encodes 376 amino acids. The record is from RefSeq and is a predicted model, not a curated record.
AUGAAAACAUCAACCACUUCAAAUACAGGAGGUGACAGUCGAGCUUUGACUCGAGCUGAGAAAAUGAAUAUUUCCAAGGCGUUAUUCGUCCGUUUUUUGUUCUGUCUUCACAACUUUGUGGCGAUCUGGAGGACGAUAUCUGUGAUAGGUGAUCCUCUGUACUGGAUUUACUGUAGCGCCUACCUACUGGUCAUCGUGGAGACCGUCUAUUGUCUUAAAACCAGGAAAGGCAAGGAACACUCUUGGAUUUCCUUAUGUACGUUCGUAUUUACCAUAAUUAACGUACCCUGUAUUUGGCGACUUGAACUGGACAAGAUAAAUGGGACGCCGGACCGUAACAUUUCAACAGCCGAGGCACUGGACCUUCUGUACGGGGACGGUAUUUCCGCGAGCCUAACAGACGAGACAUGGGUUUUCACCAUUGAGCAGACGUUUCUUCUGCUUAUUAUCUUCGCUAGAUGGAUUUUACCUAAAGGCAGACUAACGAGAGACAAAUUAUCUCAGUUACUCUUCGUUUUCCUCAGCAAGGCGUCUGAUGUCACGGAUUUCUUUCAGUUGUUUGACGAAAAUCAGGUCAAGCGUGACGACGUAGUUGUAUAUUCUAUCCUCAGUAUCUGGACUCUCAGUGUUCUUCAGUUCAGUCUGGUAUUGACGGAGACGAAGGACAAUCCGACCGGAAGUGACGAAAAUCGGAUCAAAACCGGGAUGAUGAAUACCUGUCUGGAAACUGACGUUUGGAGUAACAUUGUCUCUCUGGUAAUGGAGGAAAUACCGUUUUUUGUAGUGAGGAUGUACGCUAUAGCAACGUACAACCUUGUGACCUAUAGUAUCAUCUUCUUUGCUGCCAAGAACAUGUUGAUGAUCACCAUGCUAGCGUAUCGACUUUUCAGCGUCUUCAAUGACGUCCGAGAGACCCGGGCACUGAAAAUAAACAGCGUAUCUCCAACACCUAAUCGUACAUCCAGUCUGAAAACCGAGGGUCCAUCAGAAAGUGUUGUAAAGCGAGACGCAUUUGUGGAUACAAGAAAUGACCAAAACCAAGGGAAUGACGUAGUGUAUGUGUCUAGAAAUCGGGCAAAGAGGCGUCCGGAAACUUUUGUCGUAGGCAUUGACGAUUACAUCAAUUCAUAA